This is a messenger RNA of Gastrolobium bilobum, 1055 nucleotides long. Its product is annotated as outer envelope pore protein 16-2, chloroplastic-like. Bases 136 to 675 code for a protein of 179 amino acids. The record is from RefSeq and is a predicted model, not a curated record. NCBI's taxonomy places the organism in Eukaryota, Viridiplantae, Streptophyta, Magnoliopsida, Fabales, Fabaceae. The transcript has 7 exons. Gene Ontology annotation, molecular function: amino acid transmembrane transporter activity. Gene Ontology annotation, cellular component: chloroplast outer membrane.
UCACUAAUAAUAGUUUUAUUUUUUCUCUUCUUUCUUUCUUCUCCAUCUGUUUUUGCUUUAAGUGCGAAUCAGAGAGGAUUUGAACGAGAAUUUUGUUGGGUUUAUUCACACUAAGUGCUUAAAAAAUCAAAUAAGAUGAACAGCAGCAGCAACUUGGAGACACGAUCUUUGUUGGAUGAGCUUAGUUGCUUUAAUAAAGGAGGGCUCUUCGAACUUGGCCACCCUCUUCUCAACCGCAUAGCUGAGAGCUUUGUCAAAGCUGCUGGGAUAGGAGCGGUUCAAGCUAUCUCCCGUGAGGCCUAUUUCACAGCUGUUGAAGGUACCGGCCUUGAUAAUACUGGCGGUAUGCCUCCAGAAGUUUCUGGCGCCAAGAAAAACCGUUUGUCUGGUCUUAGAGGAGAGACCAGCAGCAAAUCCCUUGAGGCCAUGGUGAAGAAUACCGGAAAAGAGUCCUUUCAAUGGGGAUUGGCUGCAGGAAUAUAUUCAGGACUCACAUAUGGGCUGAAGGAAGCUCGUGGAGCUCAUGACUGGAAAAAUAGCGCAGUUGCAGGAGCAAUAACGGGGGCGACACUUGCACUUACAUCAGAAGACUCAUCUCAUGAACAUAUUAUGCAAUGUGCUAUCACUGGAGCUGCAAUCUCCACAGCUGCAAAUCUUCUAACUGGGAUAUUCUAAAUGGGUGCCCUGUUAUUAAAUAUGGCUGUUGAGAUUCAUAACCUUUUUUUUUUUUUUUGUCGUCUGAAUUGUGACAGUUACUGGUACAUGUUUAAGAUGAACUUGCAAGGAUUUCCUUUUGAAUUUGUACUUCUCAUUAAUCACCUCCUUGUCAGAGGCUUACCACAAGGAGAGACAGACAAUUUAAUUUUAACAACUUAGUUUAUAUAAAACAUGAUGCUUUUUGGCAUUUAGGCUCACCGUCCCUUGAAACUUUGGUCUUAGGUGAGGCGCGGCUGUGGUUUCAUACCCUUCUUGUCAUUCUGUCAUUUUAUUUUGGGAGUGGAUGCUAUCAUGUCAAAAUUUCACGUGAAGAUUGUAUCUAUCUCUUUCUUCACAUA